UGUGUGCCAUUGUGUUUGUGUGUGUUCCUGAAGUGACAGCGAAAAUUUUUUUACACGGUUGGACCAGUGGAACGUCCGUAAAAAUUUUUCGUUGUUGAAUUAAAUAAUUUUUGUGUAUUUUUUAGAAAAUCAAAUAAACGAAAAUGAUUAACGCCGUGUCGCGUGCUUAUUUACGUGCCAGCACACAAGCUGUACCCAAUGGUUUGAAACCUGCCGUCCUCAGUGCGGCUCAGGGUAAGAAAGUUGUGGUGCCCACCAACACGGAUAAAAAUGCUCCUUGCGGCAAUACCAAAGCUGUGACAGGAUUACAAACCCUUCAACAAGUUCGUUUGGCCCACACUGAUUUGCAGGCCCCUGAUUUCUCACCCUACCGUCGUGAGUCGGUCCAAACUGCCAGCCGUAAAAACACCAAUUCCGAAGAACGCAAGGCCUUCUCUUACAUGUUGGUAGGUGCUGGUGCUGUCGGUGGUGCUUAUGCCGCUAAGGGUUUAGUUACUGCUUUCGUCAGCUCCAUGAGCGCUACUGCUGAUGUUUUGGCUAUGGCCAAGAUUGAAAUCAAAUUGGCUGAUAUUCCCGAAGGCAAGUCAGUCACCUUCAAAUGGCGUGGUAAGCCAUUGUUCAUUCGCCAUCGUACCGCUGGUGAAAUCAGCACCGAACGUAAUGUACCCACUGCUACAUUGCGUGAUCCUGAAGCUGAUGAUCAACGUGUUAUUAAGCCUGAAUGGUUAGUUGUCAUUGGUGUCUGCACACAUUUGGGUUGUGUACCAAUUGCCAAUGCUGGUGAUUUCGGUGGCUACUAUUGCCCAUGCCACGGUUCUCACUACGAUGCUUCCGGUCGUAUCCGUAAAGGUCCCGCUCCCUUGAACUUGGAAGUACCAACCCACAGCUUCCCCGAUGAGGGUACAUUGGUUGUAGGUUAAAACCUUAAAACGAUCCUUAAACCAAGGCUAAUCUAUUACUAUCUAACCCAACCAAUAGUGUUUAAUUAUUAUAAUGUAUUGUCAAGCUUAAACACAAAAAAAUCUAGUAAAAUCUUUAAAAUUGGUUAAAUAACAAAAAUUACAAAUAACUUACUAAGUUAUUUUAGUUAAAAAGAAAAACAAAAACCAAAUAAAAAAACGUAAAAAGAAUUACUCGACAAAUUGUGAUCGAAAUAUAACAAACACAAUUUUUUUUUUUAUUAAAUGUUAUUUAAGAAGUUGUAGAGUUGUUGGUUUUCAGAAUAAUCUAACACGUUUAUUGUUUAUGAGCAAAUUUUUGAUUUUUGUCUUCAUCACCAUAAUAAAGAUCAGUUUUGAAUUCUACAAA
This is a messenger RNA of Lucilia sericata (common green bottle fly), 1308 nucleotides long. RefSeq names its product cytochrome b-c1 complex subunit Rieske, mitochondrial (gene RFeSP). Lineage: Eukaryota; Metazoa; Arthropoda; Insecta; Diptera; Calliphoridae. The transcript is spliced from 3 exons. The coding region runs from base 144 to 920 and encodes 258 amino acids. Gene Ontology annotation, biological process: mitochondrial electron transport, ubiquinol to cytochrome c. Gene Ontology annotation, molecular function: quinol-cytochrome-c reductase activity; 2 iron, 2 sulfur cluster binding. Gene Ontology annotation, cellular component: membrane. The record is from RefSeq and is a predicted model, not a curated record.